AUGGAAAGAGUACAAGUCUAUGACUUUCACGCACAUGGUUAUAAAUGAAGUAGUUAGGGUUAUAAAUGUUGCCCCUGGGAUUUUUCGCAAAGUUCUCAAGGAUGUUGAAAUAAAAGGGUAUACAAUUCCUGCUGGUUGGAAGAUAAUGGUUUGUCCAGCAUUAAUUCAUUUGGAUCCUAAUCGAUACGACAACCCCUAUGAAUUUAACCCAUGGCGAUGGGAGGGCCAAGAAUUGCAUACGGGAUCAAAAAAUUUCAUGGCAUUUGGUGGAGGUGUGAGGCUUUGUGUUGGUGCUGACUUUGCAAAGUUGCAGAUGUCAAUUUUUCUGCAUUACAUGGCCACAAAAUAUACCUGGAGAGUUAUCGAUGAAGGAGACAAAAUCCGGAUACCUAUUGGUGUUCGUUUCCGCAAGGGAUUGCGUAUUGAGAUUUCGGAGAACGAAUAGAUUGUCAGCAGGGCAGUUCUCCAGUGAAUUUACCUUUCAGAAGCGUAUUUGUGAUGUAAUAAUAUACUGUGUUUUGCAAAAUUAAUUAGUUUGCUUACUACUUUGGGCUGUAUUACAUUGUAAUGUUGUAAGUGCCUAAUAAACAACAUUCUAGCUGGUUUCUUUCUUGAAACUAUAGAGAGUGUUGUCCUUUCUCUUUUUUAGU
This is a messenger RNA of Coffea arabica (coffee), 650 nucleotides long. RefSeq names its product cytochrome P450 87A3-like. The record is from RefSeq and is a predicted model, not a curated record. Gene Ontology annotation, molecular function: monooxygenase activity; heme binding; iron ion binding. Gene Ontology annotation, biological process: sterol metabolic process; multicellular organism development; brassinosteroid biosynthetic process. NCBI's taxonomy places the organism in Eukaryota, Viridiplantae, Streptophyta, Magnoliopsida, Gentianales, Rubiaceae.